CCGAGUAAAGAAUUUUUAUGGUGGGCCGUGUGUAAUAAAGGAUUUGAUAAUUUUUAAUAAACUGUAUAAUUCUUAUAGUACACAUUUUAUUGUAAAAUAUAUGUAAAUUUUAAAAACAUCGAAUAAAAUGACGGACAUAAUUAGAUCCAUUAUCAACGAACUUGCGAAAAAACCUUUCUCAAAGUCGUUCACCGUAAUCUCAUUCGACUCGUUGAAACCUGACCAACUUCUGCAGGUUUUAAACGAUGUCCUGGGUGAAAUUGAUACCGGAAAUAAGCUCGACAUUCGGGAGGAAGAUCCAGAACAAACCGUAAUUAGGAUGUUGAACAUGUUACGAGUUCUGAAAUAUAAACCGGAAGAAGACGACCCGUCCACUUUGAGAACAGGCCUGGUUUCCGGUAGUUCGAAGGUUAUCUACCCAAUCUUGGCGUGGCUCCUGCCAAGAGUCGCAGACUUGCAAGUGAGAGCAUAUUUGGCCAAAUUCUUGGUCAAGGUUGACAUCCCGCAAGAAAUUCGGGCGGACAUUGAUGUCGAAGAACUUUAUCAACAGUAUGAAGAGCGGAUAGAACAAUUCAAAAUUACACAUAAGCAACUCGAAGAAGUGAAACGAAAGGGUUUCACAACUUCCGAAAUCCGGAAAGACAUUGACGCCAUGGAACAAGAGCAAGAAAGCGUGUCCAGGAAAAUUGAGAAAUUGAAACAACAAGUGGAAGGGACGCCAAAUAUUGACCAGACGUUGGAAGUGGUGGGAGCAUUUCGGAAAGAGAAGGAAAAAUCGCGAGAGUUAUCUCAACAGCACAUCAGCCAAAACCAACUUUUGAACCAGGCCGAACAAAGAAUUCAACGUUUGCAGCGACAGGUCAAAGAAAUCCGGGCUGCAAACACGGGAGCAACGGCGGAAGGAAUCCUCCAACGUUUGGAGCAAGACGUCGACGUGGCGAAGUACAUCGUGAAUGACAAAUUACCCAAGGAAAUAGAAAUGCGGAAGAAAGAUUUAUUCAUUUAUGAAAGAGUUUUGAGCGACACGUCCCUCACCGCCCGGGAUUUGGAGGACAUCCGCGAUAAGAUUGACAAGGUCAAAUCCGACAUCAACGAAAUGAUCAUGAAACGCAUGAUGAAGUCGGAGGACAACAAUUUGGUCAUGUUUCGCCAGCAAGCGGCCAUCGUGGCGAACAAAAAGUCCUCCCUCGUCGAAAAGAUAAAUGAACAAAGGUCCGAAUUGAACGGAUUGAAGGAGGACGAGCAGGAUAAGAAGCAACGCCUCGGGACCUUGCAGGGCGACACAAUCGUCAAGGAAGACGACUUUAAGGAGUACGUUAAGAACUUGAGGAUUAAAAGUACCAGGUAUAAACAAAUGAAGGGAGAGAUAAGCUACUUGAAAUCCGAGUCUGGCGUUCUGAGUAAAACUAUUUUUAUUCUUGAAGAACAACUAAAGAGUUCCGCAGUGGAUGUCUCCGCUUUGGAAGCACGCCUUGGAAUUAAGGGGUUCACAAGUGUGCAAGGGAAUUUGGAAAAAGUGUCCACCGAUAAGGCCCGAGUGGAUGAGAAGAAGUCACAAAAUUUGCAACAAAUGUCUUCAACCGUGCAAGAAUUGCAUGAUCAAAUUGCUGCAAAAAAGGUGGAUCUUGCUCCUCUCGUUAAAAAUUUAAACAGUUUGCGACAACAAGCUCAAAUUCUGGGGCAUGAGCACGAUACCACGAAACGACGGUAUGACGGCAUCGUGUCCUCAGUGGACUCCAGCCUGGGGUCCAUUGUUCGUGAAGUCGAAUCCAUGCGAAAACGCUAUCAGGACGACCAACUACGAUAUUGCAAGCUGAAAUCGGAAAUAUCAAUUUUUAACGUCAAUUUGAAACGCGUUCAAGACGAACUUAAAAACUAUGCGGCUGCCGGAAGUAGUCACGAUCGUCAAAAGUCGUACAAAGAACAAUUGACGGCCAAGGUGUCGGACCAAGAACGAGCCGUUAAAAAUUUGAAGGGGGAGGAGAAAGAGAUCGCGGAGAAACAAACGGAACGGAUUCAACAGGCCGUCAUGUGGAGGGAUCUGGUCAAGGUUCUUCAACUCAAGAAACAACUCAGAGAAGGCAUAAUACAGGAAAAAUAGUUUUUCGACAUGUUCUGUGACCAUGUUCUGUCUGACCAAUGAAAAAGUUAAUCUAAUUAGCGUUUCAGUUUACAUUUCAAUUCACCAUUAAUAUUACUUAUUUAUUAGUGUAUUAUCUGCAUUUGCAUAAGUUAACAAUAAAUGACAAAUUAAACGAUAGAUAUGUAAAA
Molecule: messenger RNA, 2271 nt
Organism: Folsomia candida
Lineage: Eukaryota; Metazoa; Arthropoda; Collembola; Entomobryomorpha; Isotomidae
Product: intraflagellar transport protein 81 homolog
Exons: 13
Coding region: 128-2101 (657 amino acids)
Biological process (GO): intraciliary transport; cilium assembly
Cellular component (GO): cilium; centrosome; intraciliary transport particle B
Molecular function (GO): tubulin binding
Source: RefSeq, a predicted model, not a curated record